UAUGAAGCUUAGAGGGGUAUAUAGAAAAGGAGAAGCUUGUUUCUGUCAACCUUCAUAUCUAAAACUCUACACAACUUUACUAUCCAUCUCUCAAACUCAAUUCCUCUUCAUCAAUAACUAUCUAAACACACAUACACACAUACAUCAUGCCUGAAGGACGUCAAUCACCACCACCUGAGACCCAAUCCGGUGCUCAAACAGGUGCUCCCUCCGAUGCCAAGGGAGUCAGCCAAGGAGGCAACAACCAACAAGACAGCAAAUCCGAUCUUGAGAACCUCUCCUCAAACCCAAAGGGACCUCUCGAUGAUCACUCAAACGAGACUCGCUCAAAGACUGAGAACUAAACGCGAACUGAUAUGAGGGUGUUCGGGAUAAUGAAUGGAAACAUGUAUAUUAGUCGCACUUCCAAAGGAAGUGUACGUAUUGAUACGAUAUGAGAUGAUAUGAUACCGUCAUGAAAUGGGAGGAGUUAAAUGAGACAAUGAAAUAAACUCGUUAUCAAGUAUUCUGGUGUGAUGUUGGCUUACUUCUGUCGUGAGAACGUGCAAGGUGUAUCAAUAUUUCUAUAUAGAAUACAGACUCUUUGAAA
Botrytis sinoallii is the source of this 589-nucleotide messenger RNA. RefSeq lists its product as uncharacterized. The record is from RefSeq and is a predicted model, not a curated record. Bases 147 to 344 code for a protein of 65 amino acids. The transcript has 3 exons. NCBI's taxonomy places the organism in Eukaryota, Fungi, Ascomycota, Leotiomycetes, Helotiales, Sclerotiniaceae.